AUGAAUUACCAAAGCCAGAUUGAGCCGAUGUGGAUUAAUCUCUCCAUGCUCGCUACGGCCGGAGGUCCGAUUAAGAGACCAGUGGCAAGUCGGGACGCCUACGACAAGGUUUGCAAGGCGUUCUAUCAAGCAGAGGACUGCCCUCUAUCUCUUGAAGCCUCGGCAGACAUUAAGGCCUUCAGGACCGAGUCCAAUAUUUGGGAAUAUUAUGUCGGCAAAAGCAGGCCCUUCACUGGAGUCGAUCCAGCGAUUACAUCAUUAGCGAUCGCGUUCUCAAAAUUAUCAUUACCAAACACCUCUUCGAGCUCUGAUUUCCCGAAUCAGAGCCUGGCAAAUGGACCCCUCUCAGCAGCCCAACAAAAAGCUGAGGCGGCUGCCAUGAAGCAGGAGAUAUUACACAAGUGGAGCAAUGAGCUUCAAUUUGGGUGGAAUUCCAAGACGAGCGAGCCGUGGUUUACGACCAAGUGCUUUGCACGGGAGGCAUAUCCUGCUCUGUGUGAACAUUUCGUUCUCCGAUGCGUGAGAUUCAAGGAAGAAGGCUACACUCUCCUCUGGCCGGAAUUCAACAACGCGUCAGACAUUAAUAGUCCAAGACUACGCGCCCGAUUCAACAGCUUCCGAGCUUUCUUGGAAGAAUGGGUAUCGAGCACAGGGAUUUGGAGUGACGGGCAACGACGCACGCGGAUAGACGUUGCCUACAAGGCUUGGAUUACGGGCGGAGAUUUUGCAAACCGAAACGCGCCUCUUCCUGUGGGGUUCGCCUUUGGUUUUGCCUUCGACUAAUAGAUAUUAUUAACGACUUCGGCGAUUGUCAUCUUCGACGCCCCUCAAAGCAUGGCUAUCGACGCAGUCACACAUCAUUAACGACAAACGGUACGGAAAGGUUGGAGGAAUGAGAGAUAAUAGUUGGAUUAAGGGAUGGGGCAUACUAAACGGGUAUUUUGUAUGAAGGGUGGAGCUUGGACGU
Molecule: messenger RNA, 967 nt
Organism: Hyaloscypha bicolor E
Lineage: Eukaryota; Fungi; Ascomycota; Leotiomycetes; Helotiales; Hyaloscyphaceae
Exons: 3
Coding region: 1-783 (260 amino acids)
Source: RefSeq, a predicted model, not a curated record